Molecule: messenger RNA, 4740 nt
Organism: Haliotis rubra (blacklip abalone)
Lineage: Eukaryota; Metazoa; Mollusca; Gastropoda; Lepetellida; Haliotidae
Product: early endosome antigen 1-like
Biological process (GO): endocytosis
Cellular component (GO): early endosome
Molecular function (GO): metal ion binding; 1-phosphatidylinositol binding
Source: RefSeq, a predicted model, not a curated record
AUGGCGAAUGACAAAAACAUCCGGUUUGCUUGAGGGAGGAAGUGGGCAGACACGGAGUUGUGUUUAACACCGGCUUCAAAAAUGUCUGUCUUUAAACGAUUACGGGGAAAGAAGGACAGUAACACAGAGCAGGAUGCUUCCCCAACCCUUGCCAGUCGCUUUUCCUUCCCCAGUUUCAAUCGUACACCGUCACAAUCCCAGCCUGUUGAACCAGAACCUCCCAGCAUCGAUGAAGCACAGGGCUUUCUGUGUCCCAUGUGUAUGCAGUCACUCAGGUCAGCUGAGGCUCUACAGAUGCACUUUGACAUAGAGCACAGUGAAACAGAUCAACUCAAAGACCAGGGCGAGGGUUUCCUUUGCCCGAUCUGCAAGAAGUCUUUGUCUUCCCCGGAGGAACUGACGGAGCACUACCAGUCCAUGCACGAGACCCCAGUGAGACCAACAGAGAACAGAAACAGGAGAGACGGCGAUGUGUUGGCCUUGAGACAGGAGAUCGAGGACCUGAGGGUGUCUCUGAAGGAGGAGAAGUGGUACACUGAAGAACUGAAGAAGGAGCUGGAGAAGAAUCAGCAGAAUGGGGAGGUUCCGGAAGCCAUAUCUGCUGAGACAAAGAAUGAGCUGGAAUUGCUGAAGAUGCAGUUGAAAGGCUCCGAAGAAAGUAGAACCCUCUUGAGUUCUGAGGUGCACCACCUCCAGGCCCAGGUGUCCGAGGUCACAGGUCAACUGAACGCCGUGAAGGAGGAGAAGGAGAAGAUUGAACAGAAAACUGCACACAUGGCUGGUGAGAUGGUGAGUGUGAAGGCCAAGGCUGAUGAGAGCGAAGGUCAAAGGGCAGCGCUGGAGGACCACAUCCGUACACUGAAGGUGCAGCUGGAUGAAAAGGAUAGCUACGUCCGGAAUGUGGAGUCCCAGUUGUCCCAGAGGCCCGGGGCUGAUGACGUUCUGGUGCUGAAGCAGGAACUCAUCAGUGUUCAGACUCUGAUGGACAAGAUGACUCUGGAGCAGGAGAAGGAAAAGGACGACCUGGAGCGGGAGUUCAAGGCACUGCAGGAGAAAUACCAGGAGUCCAGUGUAAAGUAUAACGAACUGAAGGUUGAGCUGGAGAAGGCCCCCAAACUGGAGGAGGUGGCACAUCUUCAGACUGCUCUCAGUGAGCGAGACUCAGGGUCUCAGCACCUGGCUUCAAAUCUGCAGCAAAAGGAAGCCGAGAUCAGAGACCUCAUUGAGCACAAAGCAAAGUUGACCCAGCAGCUGGAGGAUGUGAGACUGGCCUCGGGGGACCAGCAGACAGCCAUCACCAAAAUGCAGGAUGACUACACGAGCCUGGAGGAGGAGAAGCGUAACCUGGAGAACAAGCUGCGCACCAACGAGGUCAACGUGGCAGAGCUUGGGCAGGAUCUGAAUAAGCUGCAUGGCAAGCUGGAAGAGGUACAGCUGCAGCUGACAGAGAGAACCUGUCAGCUGUCAGAGCUGCAGGCCACCCUGGAUGAAAGAGAUGUUAAGAUCAGCCAAUCAGAGCAGGAGAACCAGUUGAGAACUGGGAAGCUGUCUGAGGUUGGGGAGGAUCUUAUCAAGACUCGUAAGGCUUUGGAUGAGAAGGAGAAAGCCAUGGCAGAUCUCCAGAAGCAGCUGUCUGAGUCCAAGUCCGACUUCCAGGACCAGCUCCACCAGAAGGAGCAGGUGCUUAAUGACCUCAAACUCAACCUGGAGAAGGUGGAGGCAGCUGUAGAGACCAAGGUGUCGGAGAUCACUGACCUCAACCAGCAGCUGACACAUGUACAUAAACAGUACGAGGAUGAGGUACAUGUGAGUGACGAGACGCGGGGUGAGCUGAGGGACAUCCAGGCCAAGCUGGAGGAGGAGACCAGGAAGGGAGGGUCCAGAGAGAGUCAGUGUGUGGAGCUGGAGGGUCAGCUGCAGCAGCUGAAGGAGGCAGUACAGAGACUGGAGACGGAGAGGGGAGACCUUUUUGCCAAGAUUGAGGCUGGUGAGGGAGUGAGUGAAGCCAUGAACCAGCUGAAGCAGGAAAAUACAAGUCUGCAAGAGAAGAUCAAAGAACUUCAGGAAAACCUGCAAUCUCAAACAGGAGAGAGUUCCAGCAAACAGGAAGCACUGCAUAAGCAAAUGACCGAGUUGAAAGGUCAGCUUCAGGCAGAGCAGGACAAGUGUCACAAGCUGGAAUCAACGUCGGAGGAGAGGAUGGAGAAGCUGAACACGUCUCAGCAGAAGCUGCAGCAAACAGAAGCUGAUCUCAAGACCAAGAAUGAGCUGCUGUUGGCUGCAGAGGCCGCCAAGACGAGUCAAAGGACCGACCUGGAGAACCACAUCAAGACUGCCCAGAACGUGGUAGACGAGCGGAAUGCGGAGCUCACCACACUACGGAACACACUGGAACAGACUCAGGUGGAGCUGGCAGCAAAGAAGGACAAGAUCAUGGAGCAGGAGGGGCAGCUGAAGGGGGAGGGGGACAAGCUCACCCACAGCAACAAAACCAAUACCGCCCUGGAGAGGGAGCUCAAGGAGAAGAAAGACUUCCUGGCUGGUUUGCUGAAGGAUAAAAAGGAAGUGGAGGACAGUCUGGCCAAGACAAAGAAGUCCCUGGAGGAGGUCACCGGCCAGAAACUACAGACAGACAAGAACCUUGACAGUGUAGCUGCUUUGACGGAUGAGAAGAAUAAGGUAAGAGAAGAAAAGAUUGAGGUGUCCACAGAGCUGGCAGAUCAUAUUGGGCAGCUGAAGACAAAGGAACAGGAGUUAUCUGCCCUGAGACAGAACCUGGAGACUUUAAAGACACAGAAAGACACAGAGGUUGGUAGUCUGAAAACAGAAUCUGAACAAAAAUCGGAAGAGUUCAAGUUGAAACUGUCCACAAUGGAGGAACUGCUUAAAGUGGAGCAGGAAUCCAUGAAAGCAAAAGCAUCAGAAAUUGUAGAUUUGAAUAAGAAGAUCAGUGAUCUUGAGAAUAGCAGUAAGGAGCUUGAUGGUGUAAAGACAGAUCUUCAGAAACAGCUGACAGAACUGAACGCCCAGCUGAACCAGCAGAUCAGUGAGAAGACCAGUGUAGAGAAGGACAUGCAGGAGAGUUUGGCCAGCAAGGAGAGGGAGAACACUGACCUGCUGGCACAAGUACAGACCCUGACCGGCAAGUCUGAGGCCCUGGAGAAGAGUGUGGAGGAGUUGCGGACGUCGCUGAAGGAGGGGGAGCAGAAGCAGCAGCAACUGCAGGAGGAGAUAGCCAAGGCCAGGGACCGGGAGAAGGAGCUGAAUAACUCCUUUGAGGAACUCAGUGAGGUGCGGACGGCCAUGAAUGGUCAAAUGUUGAAGCUGGACACGGAGCUGAAGGAGACAACAACAGUCAGGGAUGAGUUGCAGACGCAGAAGGACUCCCUUGAGGAAGAGUUGUCUGCCCUGAAGAAGGUGUUUGACGAGACGAAGGCAGCCUGUGUGUCAUACAAGAAGGACCGAGAGUCCAUGAAGGAGCAGUUAGAAACAGAACAGGAACAGCGAACACAGGAAGUGUCGAGUCUGGAGGAAGCCAAGCAGAUCCUCAUCACCCAGAAGCUUGAGAUUCAGAACAAACUGGAUUCCUUUGAGGAGCUGCUCACUCAGACAAAGAAUGAAACAGAGAGUGUGAAGUCUGAAUCUACCAAUAUUCAACAAAUGCUGAGAGAGGAAAAUUCAAGUCUACAGACAAAACUGGCUUCUGAACAACAAGGACGAGAGACUUUGCAGAAGCAGAAGGAUGAGGACGAGGCUCGGUAUGAGAUGCAACUCUCCGUCCUCAAUGAGAACUUGACCACUGUUCGGUCCGAUCUGACAGUCAACCAGCAGAAGGUGGAGGACUUCACCAGAAUCAACGAUGAGCUGAGGGGGGAGAAGCUAGAACUGGAGGCGAAACUGGAAAACAAUAACGAGGAAAGAAGGAUGCUGGUUGAGAGGUGCUUGACUAGCGAGAAGGAAUGUGAGAAGUUGAGGGAGAAAGUGACGGAAACACGACGAAAGUUAGAUGAUACACAGGCAGCCCUGCAUGAACUGGGCCGAGAGAACCAGUCUCUACAGAUUGUGAGCACAAAGGUCCAGAACAGGAAGUGGGCAGAUGACAGCCUGGUGACGGAGUGCAUGGGGUGUUCCAAGGCCUUCUCCAUGACUGUGAGGAAGCAUCACUGCAGGAACUGUGGCAACAUCUACUGCAAUGACUGCUCCCUGAAGUCAGCCACUGUGGCUGCCUCCAAGAAGCCUGUGAGAGUCUGUGAUACCUGCUACAACGAAGUAGUGAACAAAAGGUGACAAGGGAGCCACUGACCUCCUCUCAAAGAAUCCUCAAGUGUAAUGGAGCCUUGCAGCCACCGAACAACCAGUAAUAUACAUUGUAUUCUGGUUGACAUGUUACCAAAUAUAUUUCUAUACUGGACAGGAAUGUUUCUGAGAACUAUGGUGUUGAAGGCUUAUAGUGUGUUCAAGGUAGAGUGAAGUCAAUAUCGUUAAUGAAAGAUGAAGAAUCCCCUGUAAUACUAUGUUACUUGGAAAUACUGGUUCAUCCUGUAUUUUAUUCAACGAAUAAUAGGCAGCACUCCGGCUGAUCUUGUCUCUUGGUAACUAGGCCGCAAUGAAUUGAUUAUAUGGUAAAUAUGAUUAAUCACUUCCAGAAACUCCAGAAUAUAUAAACCCAGGAAAUUAAAAAAAUAAUAGAUGUUUAAACAUUUUAUUCGGGUCAAACCUGUGGAUCAGAGACAAGUUUCA